UUUUGUUCUCGUCGUUUCUGUCGUCUUUUUCCUUUUUCAUUUAUUGCUCUCUCUCUCUCUAUCUUCUGUUCAUGGACAUGCACCGAAGCGACAAAAGCUUUCUAACAGUUAGGGCUUUUUCUCCAUCCAUAUCCAUGGCUGCUUUCUUCUUUUUCAUUUAACUUUCCUCGUUCAUCAUCAACUCUUUUCAUGAAUUUCAACGGUUUUCUCGACGAUCAUUCCUCCGGCGUCGACGGAGCCGGAGCCUCCAAGCUACUCUCCGAUGUUCCGUACAACAACCACUUCUCUUUCUCCGCCGUUGACACCAUGCUCGGUACCACCGCCAUUAUUCCUUCUCAGCACAGCCUUACACCUCAUUCCCGCCCUUUCUCUUCUUCUCCAGGCCUCUCCCUCGGACUCCAAACAAAUGGAGAAAUGAGUAGAAACGGAGAGGUACUGGAGCCGAAUGUAUCUCGUAAGACUAGUAGAGGAGAAGAUGUAGAGAGCAGAUCUGAAAGCGACAACGCUGAAGCUCUCUCCGGCGACGAUUUAGAUACCUCCGAUAGACCUUUCAAGAAGAAGAAACGUUACCAUCGCCACACUCCUAAACAAAUUCAAGACCUCGAAUCGGUUUUUAAAGAGUGUGCACAUCCAGACGAGAAGCAACGUCUUGAUCUUAGCCGUCGACUUAACUUAGAUCCUCGUCAAGUUAAGUUCUGGUUCCAGAAUCGCCGUACUCAGAUGAAGACCCAGAUUGAGCGCCAUGAGAAUGCUUUGCUGAGGCAAGAGAACGAUAAGCUUCGAGCUGAGAAUAUGUCAGUACGCGAAGCUAUGAGGAACCCUAUGUGCGGUAACUGCGGCGGACCCGCCGUCAUCGGCGACAUCUCCAUGGAAGAGCAACAUCUCCGAAUCGAAAACUCCCGUCUCAAAGAUGAGCUAGACCGAGUCUGUGCCUUAACCGGUAAAUUCCUUGGCCGGUCUAAUGGUUCACAUUAUAUACCCGACUCGGCACUGGUUCUCGGCGUUGGUCUUGGCUGUAAUGGUGGUGGUGGUUUCACUCUCUCCUCUCCUAGAUUUGAGAUUUCUAAUGGGACCGGUUCUGGUUUGGCUACGGUUAACCAUCAACCACCGGUUAGUGUUAGCGAUUUUGAUCAUAGAUCGAGGUAUUUGGAUUUAGCUCUUGCGGCCAUGGAUGAGCUUGUGAAGAUGGCUCAGACGCGUGAGCCUCUCUGGGUUAGGAGCUCCGAUACUGGUUUUGAUGUGCUUAACCAAGAAGAGUACGACACAAGUUUCAGUCGGUGUGUUGGACCAAAACCAGAUGGGUUUGUCUCGGAAGCUUCUAAAGAAGCUGGAACUGUUAUCAUCAAUAGCUUAGCCCUCGUUGAAACCUUGAUGGACUCGGAGCGAUGGGCGGAAAUGUUUCCAAGUAUGAUCUCAAGAACUUCCACCACAGAGAUCAUCUCUAGUGGCAUGGGAGGGUCACGAAAUGGUGCACUUCACCUGAUGCAAGCAGAGCUUCAAUUGCUGUCUCCACUUGUGCCGGUUAGACAAGUCUCGUUCUUGCGGUUCUGUAAACAGCACGCAGAAGGUGUUUGGGCGGUCGUGGACGUCUCAAUUGAUUCCAUUAGAGAAGGAUCUUCGUCGAGCUGUAGAAGGUUACCGUCUGGUUGCCUCGUACAAGACAUGGCCAAUGGCUACUCUAAGGUAACAUGGAUAGAGCAUGCGGAGUACGACGAAAAGCGCAUCCACCGAUUAUACCGACCGUUACUCAGCUGCGGCCUAGCGUUUGGCGCACAUCGGUGGAUGGCUGCGUUACAACGUCAAUGCGAAUGCCUCACCAUCCUCAUGUCCUCCACUGUUUCCCCUUCACCUAGCCCAACCCCCAUAAACUGCAAUGGGAGAAAAAGCAUGCUAAAGCUAGCGAAGAGGAUGACUGAUAAUUUCUGCGGCGGCGUAUGUGCUUCGUCGUUACAGAAAUGGAGCAAGCUUAACGUCGGCAACGUGGACGAGGACGUUAGGAUAAUGACUAGGAAGAGUGUAAACAAUCCUGGAGAACCGCCUGGGAUCGUUCUAAACGCUGCGACGUCCGUGUGGAUGCCGGUUUCUCCGAGGCGGUUGUUUGACUUCCUAGGAAAUGAACGGCUGAGAUCUGAAUGGGAUAUCUUAUCCAACGGUGGACCAAUGAAAGAGAUGGCCCAUAUUGCUAAAGGCCAUGACCAUUCCAACUCCGUCUCCCUCCUCCGUGCCAGCGCGGUAAAUGCGAAUCAGAGUAGUAUGCUGAUACUGCAAGAGACGAGCAUAGACGCUGCAGGAGCGGUUGUGGUGUACGCGCCUGUAGAUAUCCCCGCCAUGCAAGCUGUGAUGAACGGUGGUGAUUCUGCUUACGUGGCACUCCUCCCCUCAGGAUUCGCCAUUCUCCCAAACGCGGGCACGCAACGAGAGGAAUCCAACGGAGGGUCGUGGAUGGAGGAAGGAGGGUCGUUACUAACGGUGGCGUUUCAGAUACUCGUGAAUAGUUUGCCUACGGCGAAGCUUACGGUGGAAUCUGUAGAGACUGUUAAUAAUCUGAUAUCGUGCACCGUUCAGAAGAUCAAAGCUGCUCUUCAUUGUGACAGCACCUGAAUUGUUUUUGGUUUUUGGACGGUGGAGAGAUUGAGUCAAGAACGAACCUCAUUUUCUGAUGAGUCCGUCUUUUCGUGUGAUGGUUCGGGUAUUGACUCGAUGUGAUUUGUUCAACCAAUCAAAACAUAAACAAAAAGUGUUGUAAUUUGGAUUGGUUUUAUUUUAGAUUACCAUGUUUGAUGAAAUGUAAUUGUUUCUUCUUUUUUUUUUUGGCUUCUCCCUUCUUGUAAUGUCUAGAUAACUUCAUGAAAGCAUUAUAUGAAAUCGUUCGUAACACCAUGUUUUUAUUUUA
Molecule: messenger RNA, 2893 nt
Organism: Capsella rubella
Lineage: Eukaryota; Viridiplantae; Streptophyta; Magnoliopsida; Brassicales; Brassicaceae
Product: homeobox-leucine zipper protein HDG1
Exons: 9
Coding region: 190-2601 (803 amino acids)
Biological process (GO): regulation of DNA-templated transcription
Molecular function (GO): DNA-binding transcription factor activity, RNA polymerase II-specific; lipid binding; DNA binding
Source: RefSeq, a predicted model, not a curated record